Molecule: messenger RNA, 3612 nt
Organism: Mytilus trossulus (common blue mussel)
Lineage: Eukaryota; Metazoa; Mollusca; Bivalvia; Mytilida; Mytilidae
Product: irregular chiasm C-roughest protein-like
Exons: 14
Coding region: 390-2465 (691 amino acids)
Biological process (GO): cell-cell adhesion
Cellular component (GO): cell-cell junction; plasma membrane
Molecular function (GO): cell adhesion molecule binding
Source: RefSeq, a predicted model, not a curated record
AAUAUCCAAAUUAAUUUGAUUUCUCUCUUUAGAUGGAUAGAUAAAAGUGUUAAUAUAAUCAUUUAACAUGAUUUUAAUUAACCUGAUAAAAACAGGUAGAUCAUCAAAAUUAAGCAGAUAAAAACAGGUAGAUAUUCAAAACUAACCUGGCAAAGGCAUGUCUUAAUUAACCUGGAAAAGACAGGUAGAUGUUAAUUAAAUUGAUGAGACAUGCCGAUUGAUUCAUAAAAACCAUGACUGUAUUAUUUAUAGAUGCUGAUGGUGAUACACACAGGUGUGGUCAGAGUUAUCUACCCUGGAUUAUACCUGGAAAAUUAAUAACGAGAGUUGAAUUACGAAGAUAAGAAGUGAAAUAUUACCUAUAGAGAUUAAAGUGAAAUAAAGACAAGAUGGAACACAUAGAACCAAUGAAGCAACUAGUAUUUUACAUUUCCAUAGCAACAAUUUUAUUUAUGAAAACAGUAUUAUCAGUACAGACAUUCUUUGAACAACCUCGGAGCCACAAUGCUACUGUGAACAGUACAGUGAUAUUUAAAUGUGUGAUACAGAACAAAGCUGGGGAGGUUCAAUGGAUGCAUGACGGAUUAUCCCUCGGAUCAGACAGAGAUUAUUCAGGGUAUGACCGAUACUCAGUCAUCGGUGGACGUAAUGGGGUCCUUGAGGAAUUCAGUUUAAAAAUAACGGAUGUACAAUUAAAGGACGAUGGUGAAUAUAUAUGCUUUGUUCUACGGACACAGUCAGAUCUUAGUAUUAAAACUGAUCCACCAGUUACUCUAAAUGUGUUAGUAAGACCAGAUCCUCCAGUGAUACAAGGGGGAAGUUUACAGAAAGUUACAUUAGGGGAGCAUAAGAAUUUAUCUUGUACCUCAGCCAAUGGCAAGCCAGGAGCAGAGAUCACAUGGUAUAAAGAUUCUGUACGAAUUGUUGAUAAAGUGUUCAGUGUGACUGAUAGAAACGGUGUUAAAGACAAAAGGGAGACAACUAUCAGUCAUGUGACCAUUAUUCCUACAGAAGAGGAUCAUGGGAAGAGAAUAGAAUGUCGGGCGGCUAAUGCAGUACAAAUUCAACCAUUGAAAGCACUGGCUACUUUAGAUGUACAAUUUAAGCCUAGUAUUACCCUGAAAGUUAAUAUUACACGAAAGCUACGAGAACAUGACUACGUUAGAUUUACAUGUGAUGCUAAAGCAAAUCCUUCACAAAUCACUUGGAAAUGGUAUAAAGACGGAGAGUUUAUCCCCGGUGAAUCAAAGUUUACGUUGGACAUUGCCAACCUAAACCGAGAUGAUCAUCGUAGUAUACUGAUGUGUGAGGGAGAGAAUGCUAUUGGUGUUUCUAAGGCAACUACCACACUAGAUAUAGAAUAUGGUCCUAAGUUUGUCAACCUAAAUAGCCAUAUACCUGUUGACCUUGAAACAUCAGUGACCUUGACCUGUGAAGCAGACGGCAACCCUUUACCCAGUAUUAUAUGGCGACGUGGGAGUUACCCUGAUGCCUUGAGUACAGAGAGACAGUACACUGUACAUAACAUACAAGACCAUGAUCUAGGGCUAUAUAAAUGUACAGCUUCAUCCAUUAAUGCUGGGUUUGCUCCAAUUGAUGCAGAAAUUUACCUCAUGAGAAAAGAUCAACCAAAGAUAACCAGUUCUAAGAUACAGUACGCUGCAAAGGGAUCAACAGCAGACAUAGAGUGUAAAGCAAGAUCUGUUCCUAAUGCAGACGAGGUUAUAUGGAUACGUAAUGGAAAAGAGAUAGACUUUGCUUCGUCAGAACGAUACUCGUUCUCAGAAACACGGAAACCAGAUGGUGUUAUAAAUACAUUACACGUACAGGAUUCAGAUGAUGAUGACUUUGGAGUUUAUAAUUGUACAGUGGUUAACAGUAUGGGACUGGAUUUCAUGGCUAUUACUCUCAAUCAGAAAGAAAUCCUUGCUUUGUCAUACAUAGUAGGCGGAGUUAUUGGUGGUGUGGCUGUUAUAUUUAUCAUUGCUAUAGCUUGUGUGUUAUACCAUCGAUACAAAGGUUCAGAUAACGAAUCCUAUGCAGAAACAGAUAGUAAUACAGAAAUAAAAAAGAGAGAGAAAUCUGACUCACCAACAGAAUUCCAGAAAGGUACAUUAAUGGACCAGUGGCGCCAAGAUCUCAAUUUCCAUUGUCCCCCAACUGAUUUUGAUGAAGUUUAUGGUAAAAUGAAUGGCACUGAAUCAAAAGUUACAAGUGGUUAUGGAACUUUAAGAUCAGAAAAUUACAUCAAUGGUUAUGACAACCACAAUGGACAUUUAUUUAGUGAUUAUAUACAUAGAUCUGAUGAAACAAUACCUGGGGAAAGUCAAAUGGAUAAUGGUGUACAUCAAUACGGAACCAGUACAUUCCGGUCACGACCAGACUUUAACAAAUCUUCAGAUUCUGAUCCAUAUCAACUUCCUCCAGCUGAUAUUUCUACAACAAAACUAGCUACAAAUGUAUGAAACACACUUUUUCAUUGGUUUGUCAUAACAAAUUGUCUCAUUGGUUUAUAGCAGAACUUUGAAUUUAAAAAGUUGCAGCCAAUGAUAAUAACAAUAUUAUAUUCCUGUGGAACAAGCUUAUAAACAGAGAUUCAAGGUGUAAUGUUGUGUAGCAUUACAGAUUUGCUAUUAAGUGUCAAAUGUAAAAAGACCUAAGAAAAAAGGUUAAGACUUUUAUACAUGGCGACUCUGAUGACCUUGAAGUUUAGUUUUUCAAGGAAUCCUCCUGAAUUAUUUCUGGCAACAAGUUGCCAUGGAAUUAAACCCUGUGUCAGAAUAAUAAUCAGAAACAAUGUUGAAUCUAUAUAAAAUCAGAUACUAAAAUGAAAGAGUCUUAAAUAGUUGGUGCUAGCCAAGAUGCCUGUGUGUCGAUGGAAGUUACACGUUCAAAAAGUAGGAAAUUAGUUGCAAUGGUUUCCAACAUAAAAGCGAGAACAAAAGUCGUAUGUAAACUUUUUUAAGUUACAUAUGAAUAUUAUACUAAAGAAACAUGAUCUCAUGAAUAUUGAUGAUGCAAUUGAAAUUAUUUCAAAUAUGUUUAUUAUUAUGCAACACAGACAAUGGAACUCUGUCGCAAUCAUCAAAACUGUGCCAGAUAAAUACAAUACACUUGUCUGUCAUUACAAAGGUUUAAUUGUAUUGUGAAGAUUUCAUAAUCAAAGAAACUGUGUGUACAUGUGUGUGUUGUGUAACAUUAGUGCUAAGUGAUUUCUACUUAAAUGUGGCGCUGGUAGCUGUAUGAUGUUUGUGUACCAAUAAUUAUUGUUAUGUUUACUUUUUGAUCAUCGAGCACCUGUUUAUCAUGUUAUAUCAUAAUAUCUGUUUACAUCAUAUCAUAAUGUUUAAUUUACAUAAUUUGUUGAGAUAUAUAAAUUCCUUGUCACUAACUUUUUCAUUGCAUUUGGAUAAGCUGGACAUAAUAAAUAAUGGAAUUUAAAUUUAACUAUAAAAAAUUAUUUUUGUUUUUGAACUCCAAUUCUUAAAGGUGCACUUGUUUUGGUAAUACUACUCAUUAAAAUCAUGUGACCACUUCUUGACCAAUGAUAUUGUCAGGAUUAGAUUAACUUUAUUUUCUUUUGCCUAUGGUGUAUUUAUAAGAUACAUUUAU